Molecule: messenger RNA, 9984 nt
Organism: Oncorhynchus tshawytscha (Chinook salmon)
Lineage: Eukaryota; Metazoa; Chordata; Actinopteri; Salmoniformes; Salmonidae
Product: nucleosome-remodeling factor subunit BPTF
Exons: 30
Coding region: 235-9162 (2975 amino acids)
Biological process (GO): regulation of transcription by RNA polymerase II
Cellular component (GO): NURF complex
Molecular function (GO): RNA polymerase II cis-regulatory region sequence-specific DNA binding
Source: RefSeq, a predicted model, not a curated record
UCGGUCUGUUUUCAGUAGUCGGAGAGGAAGAAAAAUGGCGGCUGCGACCGAUCAGAAGCGGGACGCCAGCCAUUCGUUUUGAGCUUUCUCACGUAAACCGAGACCGGGGCUUUACGGGACUACUUCUUUGGAAUCUACGCAAAUCAAGCUUUCUGGCGGUAUCCGUUUUUCUUGUUUCUGUGAAGGCUAAAUAAACGCAGAAAUUGAAAUUGAAAAUAAUAGCUUUUAUAUAUAAUGAGGGGGAAAAGAGGCAGGCCGCCCAAAACCCUGCGGAUGCAGGAGCCUUCAUCCGAGCCGGAGCGUGGCUUGAGACCCAGGAGGGAGUUGAGGGCAAAGGGGAGAGGUAGUGCCGAGGUCGAUUUUGAGAGUCCCAAGAGGGGAAAUAACUCUUCGUCUAGGGGCAGGAGGAAAGUGGGAUCAUCUCGCGGUAGGGGAAGAGGCAGAGGUUGUGGUGGCAGAGGUACUAGGGGCAGACGGUCAAUCGCUAGAUCUGUGGUUUAUGAUGAUCAUGAAAGUGAUGAAGAUGAUGAUGCUGUGAGUUUGAGAUCUGAGGAGGAUGAGUUGAUAGAGGAAGAGACGAUAACAGACGAGGAAGAAGAGGCCCUCAACGAGGAGUCAGACCCGCUUGAGGAAAUACUCGAGGAGGAUGAUGAUGAUGCCAGCUACUGUACUGAAAGCAGCUUUCGGAGUCAGAGCACUCAUGGCAGCACUCCGGGGCGGAAGAGGACGCGGGUGCACUGCCCUCGCUCGCCCAUCUUUGAGGAAAAGGAGAUCCCUCCUCUGGAGCUGCCCAGAACCUCUGAGGAUCUCAUGGUGCCCAGCGAGGAACUGCUCAAUGUGUCCUCCAUCUACGAGGUCCUGCGCAACUUCAGCACGGUGCUGCGGCUCUCUCCCUUCCGCUUUGAGGACUUCUGUGCUGCGCUGGUAGGCCAGGAGCAGUGCACGCUGAUGGCAGAGACCCACACAGCCCUACUGAAGGCCAUCCUGCGUGAGGAGGACACCUCCAACACCACGUUCGGUCCUGCUGACCUCAAGGACAGCGUCAACUCCACCCUCUACUUCAUUGAUGGUAUGACGUGGCCCGAAGUGGUCCGUGCCUACUGCGAGAGCGACCAGGAGUACCACCAUGUCCUGCCCUACCAGGAGGUGGAGGACUACCCCUAUGGCCCUCUGGACAGUAAGAUCAAGGUGCUGCAGUUCUUGGUGGAUCAGUUCCUCACCACCAAUAUCGCCCGCGAGGAGUUGAUGUCAGAGGGGGUGGUGCAGUAUGAUGACCACUGCAGGGUGUGCCACAGGUUGGGGGACCUGUUGUGUUGUGAGACCUGCUCUGCUGUCUACCACCUGGAGUGUGUGAAGCCGCCGCUGGUAGAGGUGCCGGAGGACGAAUGGCAGUGUGAGAUCUGCGUGGCACACAAGGUGCCCGGGGUCACAGACUGUGUGACAGAGAUGCAGAAGAGCAAACCCUACAUCCGCCAGGAGCCCAUCGGCUACGACCGCCACCGGAGGCAAUACUGGUUCCUAAACCGAAGGAUAAUUGUUGAGGAAGACGGGGAGCAUGAUAAGAAGAAGAUCUGGUACUACAGCACAAAGGUCCAGCUGGGAGAGCUGAUAGAGUGUCUAGACAAGGAGUACUGGGAAAACGACCUGUGUGCCGUCCUCGAGGAGAUGAGAGAGGAGGUGCACACUCACAUGGACAUCACUGAGGACCUCACCAACAAGGCCCGCGGCAACAACAAGGCCUUCCUCACGGCAGCCAACGAUGAGAUCCUGGAGCGUGUGCAGGGCAGGCAGGAACGGCGAGCAGUGGAGCAGGCAGAGAAGGCCACCACAGACACCACCAAGAUAGAGGAAGAGACCCCCACACACUGCUCUCCACUAUCAGACCACAGAGAGCUUGAAGACUCAGAGUCUAAAGAGGAGGCAAGCUCACAAGAGGAUAAGCCUGUAGACUCAGAGUCCCAUGGAGAGGAGGACCCCUCUGCCCAGUGCCAGCCUACUCCACCACCACCACACCCUGGAGACGAGAACAGCAACAGCAGCCACGUCUCAGCGCCUGGGGUCCUCAGCAGGCCUGAAGAGCCAAACCUCGCUGACAGGUCCUCUCAGUCCUCCAUCACCAGCCAGGAUGACACGGGUGAAGGCAAGGAGAUUGGGAAUGGUGAGGGGUCAGCGUCUGGAUGGACUAACAAUCGCAUAGUGACUCGUCUGCGUAACCCGGAGAGUAAGCUGAGCCAGCAAAAGACCCAGGGAGAUGGCAGCCCUACACCCAGGGACAGCAAGGAGACAUCUCCUCCCAGCUCUGAGAGUGAAGUGGCUCUUCUGGGUACUGUGAGGAAAGACUUGACGGUGAAGGGCAACCUGAACAACUUCUUCAAGCUGGGCCAGGAGGGCAAGUUCCGAGUCUACCACAACCAGUUCAGCACCAACACACUGGGCCUCAACAAGCACCAGCAUCGUGAGGACCACGACAAGCGCCGCCACCUUUCCCAUAAGUUCAGCCUAACCCCUGCCGGGGAUUUCAAGUGGAACGGCUCCAUCCACGGCUCCAAGGUGCUGACCAUCUCCACCCUGCGGCUCACCAUCAUCCAGCUGGAGACCAAUGUCCCCGCCCCCUUCCUGCACCCAAACUGGGCCUCGCACAGGACAAACUGGAUUAAAGCGGUGCAGAUGUGCAGUAAGGCUCGGGAGUUUGCCUUGGCGCUGGCCAUCAUGGAGUGUGCCAUCAAACCAGUGGUCAUGCUGCCUGUCUGGAAAGAUGCGCUUGGACACACCAGGCUCCAUCGCAUGACCUCCAUGGAGCGGGAGGAGAAAGAGAAGGGGAAAAAGAGAGAGAAAAAACUGGAGGAUGAGGAGACUAUGCAGCAGGCCACCUGGGUGAAGUACACCAUUCCCAUCAAACACCAGGUGUGGAAGCAGAAGGGGGAGGAGUACAGAGUAACUGGGUACGGGGGCUGGAGCUGGGUCAGUAAGACUCACGUCCAUCGCUUUUUUCCCAGGCUACCAGGGAACACCAACGUCAACUACCGCAAAGCACUCGAAGCAGCUAAAACUGGCAAAGAAAAUGCAACAUCUUGCCCGAACAAACGAAAAUGUUUGCCCAAAGCACCAACGAGCUCGGAAACCCAGGCAAAAGAAGAGUCUACUCCAAUUACUGAAGAAAAAGACCAGGAGGAAACCUCCACCAUGGAGCCAUCUGGGAACACUUCACUGGGAGAGGGGCAGACUCUGAAAGAGAAGGAAGAGAAAAAUAUCACAGACGUGGACGAGAAGAAAGGUGAUCAGGAGGAAACCUCCACCAUGGAGCCAUCUGGGAGCACUUCACCAGGAGAGGGGCAGACUCUGAAAGAGAAGGAAGAGAAAAAUAUCACAGAUGUGGAGGAGAAGAAAGAUGAUCAGGUGGAGGAGAAGACUGAGGACAAGAUGGAUGUUGACCCCAGUCCACCAGACACCUGUCUCAGUGAGGAAAAAGUUAUAGUGGACAGCAAAUACCCCUCGUCACUGACUGACCCUGCUGUGAAGGAGGAGCCCAGGGAGGAAGAAGAACCUAAGCAGGAGGACUCUGAGGCCAAGCCACCUGUCCGCCCCUUCAACUGGGAUGUGGUGAACGUCAGCGAGGGCUUCCAGCUCCGUACGGCCUACAAGAAGAAGGUGAAGACGUCCAAGCUCGACGGGCUGCUGGAGCGCAGAGUGAAACAGUUCACCCUGGAGGAGAAGCAGAGGCUAGAGCGCCUCAAACAGCAGUCAGCCCUGGCCAAACACACAGUCUCCAAGGAGAAAGUUAACACAGGGACUCCCACCACCAUCAAGGCUUCUACAGCAGACAAGUUAGCAGUGACACCAUGCACAAGUCUGAAAGCUGAGGAACAAGCAGACUCAGUAGUUAAAGACACAAUUGUUAAAAGGCUUGACUUUGACCAGGAGCAGCCAGUGAAAUCCCAGCCUUCAGGAGAGACAGAUAAUCUGGACGUCAGAUUAGGCUCCACCUGUAAACCCCAGGCAGCAGGAGCCACAGGCCCCAACCUCAACACCACAGGGUUGGCCAACCAUGAGAGCAGCGUUCAGGGAAAUGGUGGGGAUGCGUUAUCUCAAACAGAGCUGAAUGGAGGCUCCCAGAAAAGCAUAGACCUCAACAACAAAGUCAAUUUGACAUCUCUAGAACCGGCUUUAGGUGCCCCCAAACCUCCCAGAGCAGAAGUGACGAUAGCAGGAGAAAACGGUAGGAAGCAUGGUUAUGAGGAGACAGAGCAAGGUAAUGGACAGAGGGAGAUAGAAAGCAAACCACAUUUAUUGCAGGUGAAUGGGAAAGACGCUGUUGACACCAAGGCUCCUGUAGACUCAAAGAUGCACUUAAACCUGGCCAACAAAGUGGACACCAAGGUCAUGCUCCAGACGUUAGAGGGUGAGAUUAAAACACUGCCAGUGAAGGAGCCUAUAAAAUCCAUUAUGAACGGUACUCUCUCUCAAGACGGGUUAAAGGUCAACAACACUGUGUUAGCCACCAGCCCAGCCACGGCGGACGUAGAGAGAAGGGUUGUGGUGUCAGAGCCUGACUAUCUGCCACCUCAGAAGGUUGCCAGACUGGAGAAUAAUGGCGACAGGGUGGCAGACUCCGUCACGUCGUCACUGUUAGGGCCGCCCACUGGUGUUCCCACGGUAAGCAACAGCACCAAGUCUGAGCCAAUGGAGAUUGGGCAGACGGCAUCCAAUAAGAUCACCCCGUUUCCUAUCCCCACUGCAGAGGAGUCCAGCUUGAGUAACAACACCACAGUGAACAGCAGUAGCAGUACUGGGGUGCUGAAGACCAUCACCCAAGUCACCACAACCACUACUACCACCAUGUCAACAGAGUCUCGCACGGUGCAGAUAGCCAAGGUCUCCAGCAGCACUAAGCCUGCAGUGAUGCCUGCUGCAGAGAGCAGUGCUGUAUCCACCCUCACCACCAUGACCAAGACCACCGUCACCAGGGUCAGCUCCCCGACCCUCGGGGCCACUGUCUCCGAGGAGACCAAGACUGUUGUCACUGCAAUGUUGACAGAUGCCAAAUCUGGCCCCUCAGGCUCUUCAGUCACCUCCAUGACAGUCAGUAAGGAGUACUCCACCAGAGACCGUGUCCGGCUGCUAAAGUUCUCCCGCUCCAAGAAGACCCGCUCUGGGACGGCCCUCCCCUCCUACCGCAAGUUUGUCACCAAGAGUAGCAAGAAGAGCAUCUUUGUACUGCCUAAUGAUGACCUGAAGAAGCUGGCGAGGAGAGGGGGCAUCAGAGAGGUACCUAUCUUCAACUACAACGCCAAGCCAGCUCUGGACAUCUGGCCUUAUCCCUCCCCCAGACCCACCUUUGGAAUCACGUGGAGAUACCGUCUCCAGACUGUGAAGUCUCUGGCGGGGGUCAGUCUGAUGCUGCGGCUGCUCUGGGCCUGCCUGAGGUGGGAUGACAUGGCUGUCAAGCCCUCCCCUGCUGUAGGAACCACCCGCACAGAAUCCUCGGAGACGGCGAUCACCACAACAGAAAUCAUCAAGCGGCGAGAUGUGGGGCCGCACGGCAUCCGGUCUGAAUAUUGCAUCAGGAAGAUCAUCUGCCCAAUUGGCGUUACCGAAGCUCCCAAAGAAACUCCCACUCCCCAGAGGAAAGGCCUGCGCUCCAGUGCUCUGAGGCCAAAGAAGCCUGAGCCGGCCAAGCAGACUGGACCCAUCAUCUUAGAGACGUGGGUGGCCGAGGAGGAGCUGGAGAUCUGGGAGAUCAGAGCCUUUUCAGAAAGGGUAGAGAGGGAGAAGGCCCAGGCUGCAGACCAGGCUAAGAAACGGUUGGAGCAACAGAAGCCUGGUGCCACCACCUCCACCCCCACCAGCACCCCUACAACCUCAGCCUCUGGCACUCCGGCAUCCCUGACCAGCCAGGUCACCCCGGGGACUAAACUGGUCCUGGCCACUAAGCUGGUGACACCUGUCACAUUCCAGCAGAACAAGAACUUCCAUCAGUCGUUUGCUUCCUGGGUCAAGCAGGGCCAGGGUAGUCCAGGUAUGGUGCAAGUCCAGCAGAAUGUCCUGGGCAUUAUUCCAUCCAGUACCCCAGGCAACCAGCGGACCUACUCCUCAUUCCAGAACCGCAACGCCACCAUCAACAUCAGACCCAACACCUCCACCUCAACCACCACUCAGCCGGUCAUUGCCACCGGAGCCCAGAUCCGUCCGGGCAUGUCGGUGAUCCGAUCGCCCCUGCAGCAGGGCACCACCAUGGGCAAAACCAUCAUCAGAACCCCCUUGAUGAUGCAACAAGGUAUUCUACCAGCCAGCCAGCAGCAGGUGGUGACUCAGAUCAUCCGGGGCCAACCUGUCUCCACAGCAGUUUCCAGUGCCAGCCCUGUGCAGACCAGCGCAGGCCAGAGGAUGCUGGGUGCUGCCCCGUCCCCCCGUCCUGUCACCCCUGCCACCGGGCAGUCCCCAUCACCAUCCACCCCCCAAGGCGGCCGACCACAGCAGGGCCAGGUCAAACUCACCCUGGCCCAGCUCACCCAGCUAACGCAGGGGGCACAGGGAGGGAACCAGGGUCUCACAGUAGUAAUCCAGGGACAGGGACAGACCACAGGCCAGCUGCAGGUCAUCCCCCAGGGGGUGACAGUCAUCCCAGGCCCUGGGCAGCAGCUCAUGCAGGCUGCCAUGCCCAACGGCCAGGUGCAGCGCUUCCUCUUCACCCCAGGGGCAUCAGCCCCCACCCCCGCAACCACGGCCAGUGCUGCUGUCACCCCCGUCACAGCCCCCACAACAACACCCUCAGUGCCAGCGCUGUCUCAGCCUCCGGUUCAGACUCCCGCCACCUCUCAAGCACCGGCACCACCAGUCCAGCCCCCUCAACAGGCUAUCGCUCCUGUCCAGCCCCCUCAACAGGCUAUUGCUCCUGUCCAGCCCCCUCAACAGGCUAUCGCUCCUGUCCAGCCCCCUCAACAGGCUAUCGCUCCUGUCCAGCCCCCUCAACAGGCUAUCGCUCCAGUCCAGCCCCCUCAACAGGCUAUCGCUCCAGUCCAGCCCCCUCAACAGGCUAUCGCUCCAGUCCAGCCCCCUCAACAGGCUAUCGCUCCUGUCCAGCCCCCUCAACAGGCUAUCGCUCCUGUCCAGCCCCCUCAACAGGCUAUCGCUCCUGUCCAGCCCCCUCAACAGGCUAUCGCUCCUGUCCAGCCCCCAACAGGCUAUCGCUCCUGUCCAGCCCCCUCAACAGGCUAUCGCUCCUGUCCAGCCCCUCAACAGGCUAUCGCUCCUGUCCAGCCUCCUCAACAGGCUAUCGCUCCAGUCCAGCCUCCUCAACAGCCUAUCGCUCCUGUCCAGCCCCCUGCCCUCGCUCCGGCCCCCCUCCAGUGUCCACACAUCAGACUCAACCCCCUCAGACUCAAGUCCACAUCCCCCUCCAGUCCCGCACUGCAUUACCCAUCCAGCAGAACUCUCUCGGUCUCCCCCUCUAUCACCCAGGCCACAGUGAGGCCCAUCCAGGCCCAUGCUCAACUCCAGCCCCAGGUUACGGCUCAGAUCAGGCCCCAGCAGCAGCUGCAGCUCCACCACCAACACCAGCUGAUCACAGUGCCGGGGCUGCAGCAGCAGGUUCAGGUGCUGGGCACCAUCCAGACCCACGUGGCGGCCCAGCUCCAGGCCCAGCAGGGUGGGGCGUUGCCCCAGCAGAUCAAGCUGCAGCUGCCUAUCCAGAUCCAGCAGGCAGGAGGCCAGGUGCAGGCCCACCAGAUCCAGAAUGUGGUGACCAUCCAGACAGCCAGUGUGCAGGACCACCUGCAGAGGAUCCAGCAGCUCAGAGAGCAGCAGCAGAAGAAGAAGCAGCAGGAGGCCAAAAGGGAGCAGAGCCUGCAGGCCUCCAGUCCCAGCGACAUCAUCCAGAAACAGGUGGUGAUGAAGCAGAAUGCUGUGAUAGAAAAUCUGAAACAGAGGAAGACCAUGACUCCAGCAGAGCGGGAGGAGAACCAGAGAAUAAUCGUCUGCAACCAGGUUAUGAAGUUCAUCCUGGACAAGAUCGACAAGGACGAGAAGCAGGCGGCUAAGAAGAGGAAGAAGGAGGAGUCUGUGGAGCAGAAACGCAGCAAGCAGAAUGCCACCAAGCUCUCGGCUCUGCUCUUCAAGCACAAAGAGCAGCUCAAGGCUGAGAUCCUGAAGAAGAGGGCUCUACUGGACAAGGAGCUGCAGCUGGAGGUUCAGGAGGAGCUGAGGAGGGACAUCAGCAGGCUGAGGAAGGAGAAGGAGAAGGCCCAAGCUGCAGCCUCUCAGGCAGCCGCUGCUGCAGCCGCAGCCCAGGUGGUCUUAUCCCUCUCCCCCACCAUGGCCUCGCUCUCCUCCGCCCACAAACGCAAGAGGGACGACGAGAGGGACUCGUCCUCCGCCAAGCCCAAGAAGAAGAAGAUGAUAUCCACUACCUCAAAGGAUCACAAGAAGGAAGUCAAGCUGUACUGUGUCUGUAAAACGCCCUAUGACGAGGCCAAGUUCUACAUUGGGUGCGACCUGUGCUCCAACUGGUUCCACGGUGCGUGUGUGGGCAUCACGGAGAAGGAGGCCAAGAAGAUGGACGACUACGUCUGUAAUGGCUGCAAGCAGGGCCAGGACUCACAGGACUCAGAGGGCAACACGGAGGAGCUGUACUGCAUCUGCCGGACGCCAUAUGAUGAAACACAGUUUUACAUUGGCUGCGACCGUUGCCAGAACUGGUACCACGGGCGCUGUGUGGGCAUUCUGCAGAGUGAGGCCACCCACAUAGACGAGUACGUGUGCCCGCAGUGUCAAUCCACGGAGGACGCCAUGACGGUCCUCACACCAUUAACCGACAAGGAUUACGAGGGUUUAAGAAGAAUCCUGCGCUCUUUACAGGCUCACAAAAUGGCGUGGCCGUUCCUUGAACCAGUAGAUCCCAACGAUGCUCCUGAUUAUUAUGGCGUUAUAAAGGAACCGAUGGACCUCUCCACAAUGGAAGACAGAUUACAGAAACGGUAUUACAACAAGCUCACUGAGUUUGUGGCGGACAUGACCAAAGUCUUUGACAACUGCCGCUACUACAACCCCAACGACUCCCCCUUCUUUCAGUGUGCCGAAGUUCUGGAGUCAUUCUUUGUACAGAAGCUCAAAGGUUUCAAAGCUAGCAGGUCUCAUAACAACAAACUACAGACUUCGACCUCUUAGUAUAUACCACAUAUUUGAACAACAAAAAAAUGCACUCUGCGAGAAUGGGGAUAAAUUCUGAACAAUUAAUCCAUGUUGGGACCUGGCUCCUGUGCUUUGUGACCUCCACUCCUCUCCCUCCUUCUGGCCCCACCACGCAGCCCCCAAAGGAAGACUCUCCCUGUAAGACCAGCAACGCUGCUCCCACACAACUGUCAGGUGGAGCUGCUGCCUGCCCACCUCUGCCACAUGGACAUUUGACAAGGGGUUAAAAUGGAGGGUUUGAAUAAAGGCAUUUCUGGAAAAAGGUUACCUUGAAGAAAAUACUUUCUUUGGAGAUCUCACGUUUCCUUGUUCCUUCUUCUUUAUUUCUAGCCAGUUGAAGAAAUUAAGAAAAGCUUACGCUUCCAAGGCCAUGCCCAUAACAAAACAAAAAAACAUUUGACGCCUGUUUGAAUGUUGAAAAAUGUUGAGCUGAGUUGCACUCAGUGUAUCAGAUUGCACAGUGCACUUAUGUGUGUGUCUCCCCUUUCAAUCACUUUAUUAGAGGUGGUGUGAAAGAUAUCUCAUUGGGAAGUACUUGCUUGAUUUUGGACCUUUUAGCUUUCUGGACACGUAACAGUUUGAGUUUCAGUCAAGCUAUGCUGAAAUGAAUAAAGUAUUUGGUAUUAAUUGCCCAGCAGUAAUGACACUGCUAAGGAUAAAAACACAACAUGUAUUUGAAGGUAUCCUGCCCUGUUUGUAAAACUUGUCAGAUUUUGAACUUUUGUUUUUGUAUUACAGCUGAAGAGAUUGAUGUAUAUGAAACAUAAUAAAUGGAGAAGACUGAGCUCUCUUCCACUA